AUGGCUGGUCAAAAAUUCCCCACUGACGUUAAAGCAAAAUACGUCCCAUACGACAAUGAACAUUCAGAGAUCUUGAAAGCUGGUGCACCAAAACCACUCGAUUUGCAAGAAGAAUUGAAAGACGGAACUGUCAUCAUCACCGCUAUUCCAGGUGCUUACACCCCCACUUGUUCUCUUAAACAUAUCCCAGACUAUAUCAAAAAUGUCGAAGAAUUCAAAAAGAAGGGCGUCAAGAGAGUUAUCGUUUUGGCUGUAAAUGAUCCAUUCGUCUUGUCUGCUUUUGGUAAGUCAGUUGGUUACAAGGAUGAAGAAAACUUUGUCAUUUUUGCCACUGACCCAGAAGGUCAAAUUUCAAGCAAAUUGGGUGACGAUUACGUCUUGGACUUGAGCAGCGCUGGUUUAGGUAAGAGAUUACAAAGAUACGCCGCUGUUGUCAAGGAUGGCGAAGUUGUUUACUUGGUCAAUGAAGACGGUGGUGACUUCACUGAUAUUUCAAGUGCUGAAACUUUACUUAGAAAGUUGUAA
Lodderomyces orthopsilosis Co 90-125 is the source of this 525-nucleotide messenger RNA. It is a transcript of the gene AHP1, whose product is annotated as thioredoxin peroxidase. Bases 1 to 525 code for a protein of 174 amino acids. Gene Ontology annotation, biological process: cellular response to oxidative stress; cell redox homeostasis; hydrogen peroxide catabolic process. Gene Ontology annotation, cellular component: cytoplasm; peroxisome; mitochondrion. NCBI's taxonomy places the organism in Eukaryota, Fungi, Ascomycota, Pichiomycetes, Serinales, Debaryomycetaceae. The transcript has a single exon. The record is from RefSeq and is a predicted model, not a curated record. Gene Ontology annotation, molecular function: thioredoxin peroxidase activity.